UGUGGGAGGAACUGUCCAGGUUCCGCACUAACUCCGUUUCCCAUUGAGCGGGAGCGAUGCGGAGCAGAGCAUCGCCGUCCCAACACACCCAUCCUGAGCAACGUGAUAUCGCCGGCACCUUCAGAACAACUCCAGACGACUGCGGCAGGUUUAAGGUUCCGUUAAGUGUAGGUCCGCUGCUCAACGCAUCGCUCUCCUCGUGCAUAAGCCCCACCAACUUCAGGACCGAGGACAGCGCAGUGACUGGGAGUCCGCGGGACUAGGUGCCGCACCCGGUGGCGUUUACCCCGAUUAACGCCGGAGUCUCAACCCGGGUCUGCUGCCAGUCAGCGCCGACCUCUGAUGGAGGGUGGAGUGGCCAGAGGUUUUCGUCUCUUCUUCACUCUCUCCGCGGCUCUCCACGGAUCCGUUUGUGGCCAGGAGAACACGCACUCUCAGGCAGAGGAGAGACUCUUCAAGCAUCUCUUUACCGGGUACAACCGCUGGUCCAGACCUGUGGCCAACAGCUCGGAUGCCGUCAUUGUGAACUUUGGCCUUUCCAUUGCCCAGCUCAUUGAUGUGGAUGAGAAAAACCAGAUGAUGACGACCAAUGUAUGGCUCAAGCAGGAAUGGUUUGAUUACAAACUCACAUGGGACCCUGGGGAGUUUGAUAACAUUACGUCAAUCCGUGUCCCAUCUGAGAUGAUCUGGAUACCCGACAUUGUUCUGUACAACAAUGCGGAUGGUGAGUUUGCCGUGACACAUAUGACCAAGGCUCACCUCUUCUCCGCCGGACGGGUCCAGUGGAUUCCCCCAGCCAUCUACAAGAGCUCCUGCAACAUCGACGUCACCUUCUUCCCCUUCGACCAGCAGAACUGCAAGAUGAAGUUCGGCUCCUGGACCCACGACAAGUCCAAGAUUGAUCUGCGGAACAUGGGCAGGAACGUAGACCUGAAGGACUACUGGGAGAGCGGCGAGUGGGCCAUUGUCAAUGCUGUGGGCAUCUACAACAGCAAGAAGUACGACUGUUGCUACGAAAUCUACGUCGAUAUUACGUACUCCUUCAUCAUUAGGAGGCUCCCGCUCUUCUACACAAUUAACCUGAUCAUCCCCUGCCUGCUCAUCUCCUGCCUCACCGUCCUGGUCUUCUACCUCCCCUCGGGCUGCGGGGAGAAGAUCACCCUUUGUAUCUCGGUCCUGCUCUCGCUUACUGUCUUCCUGCUGCUGAUCACGGAGAUCAUUCCCUCCACCUCCCUGGUCAUCCCUUUAAUUGGCGAGUACCUGCUCUUCACCAUGAUCUUCGUCACCCUCUCCAUUGUCAUCACAGUCUUCGUCCUCAAUGUCCACCACCGUUCGCCCAACACCCACAAGAUGCACCGGUGGGUCCGCAGGGUGUUCCUGGAAUUUGUUCCCCGCUGGCUCUUCAUGAGGAGACCGGGACGCCAGGCGGAGACCAUCGCCAACCACCUCGGGCUGCAGGGGCCCUGCCAGGGAUGCCCACGGUCCGAGCUCAGGGACUCCAGCGCCAGCUUGGCGUUGUGCCAGGCGAGGUCGCCGCUGGGCCUGCACGCCCGUGGCUGCCAGAGCCACCUGGAGACUGGCAUGUGCCCGGGAGGGAGAGCCGACCAUGGCUGGAGGAGCUGUCCCAAUGGGAGCAUGGAGGCCGAGUCCAACCCGCUCCUGUCGGCCAACAUCCUCCGGGCGCUGGAGGGCGUGAACUACAUCGCCAACCACCUGCGAGCAGAGGACGCAGACUUCUCGGUAAAAGAAGACUGGAAGUACGUGGCCAUGGUGAUUGACCGUAUCUUUCUCUGGAUAUUCAUCAUCGUUUGCCUGCUGGGAACCUUUGGACUGUUCCUGCCUCCCUGGUUGGCAGGGAUGAUUUGAAGGGUGCCAUGUGCAAGGUGGGAAGAAUAUGGAGGGUGCACAUCACCCAACAACCAGUCCCGCCCUCUGAUGACCCAGGGCUCAGGGAAGAGGUUAUCCAGUGACCCACACACUGAACCCCAACACACUCUUGCUUUCACCCACCAGCAUUAUCAAUAUAGCGUUUGGAUGGAAACACAUUAAAAAAAAAAAAAAAGAUU
This is a messenger RNA of Amblyraja radiata (thorny skate), 2066 nucleotides long. It is a transcript of the gene chrna2b, whose product is annotated as cholinergic receptor, nicotinic, alpha 2b (neuronal). The coding region runs from base 343 to 1866 and encodes 507 amino acids. The transcript has 7 exons. The record is from RefSeq and is a predicted model, not a curated record. NCBI's taxonomy places the organism in Eukaryota, Metazoa, Chordata, Chondrichthyes, Rajiformes, Rajidae. Gene Ontology annotation, molecular function: acetylcholine-gated monoatomic cation-selective channel activity; transmembrane signaling receptor activity. Gene Ontology annotation, biological process: monoatomic ion transmembrane transport. Gene Ontology annotation, cellular component: postsynaptic membrane.